GUAACAUUUGGAGUAGCAGUCGUGGGGCAUAUAGAUCUGGUGUGGACUGUCUUUUCCUGAGACUGUAAACACUUGUGCAGAAUGUCCGAGAGCAAGAAAAAAGUGAAAGGAAAGAGCAAAAAGAACAAAGAAGGGAAAAAAGGGGAAAGAGAACCUGACCCAGGAAAAGCUGUUCCUCCCAAACUGAAGAAACUGAAAAGCCCAAAUGUUCACGUGGGUGAGAAGAUUUCCCUGAAGUGUGAGGCGACUGCUGGAAACCCUCAGCCAUCCUACAAAUGGUUUAAAGAUGGGAAAGAGCUGAAGAAGAGCAAAGACAUCCGGAUCAAGUAUGGGAAUGGGAAAAAGAUUUCCAGACUGCAGUUCAACAAGGUGAAGCUUGAAGAUGCUGGGGAGUACAGCUGCGAAGCGGAGAACGUUUUAGGGAAAGACACCGCAAAAGGCAGCCUGAAUGUGAAAAGUGGAACAACGAAAGCACCACAAGUCUUACCAGCCUCAGAAACUAAAAUAGUUGUUAUGGAAGAAGAGUUAACCACAACUCUCUCCUCCUGGUCCGGGCAUGCCAGAAAAUGCAACGAAACAGCCAAGUCCUAUUGUGUCAAUGGAGGGGUGUGCUACUACAUCGAGGGGAUUAAUCAGCUGUCGUGCAAAUGUCCAAACGGAUUCUUCGGACAGAGAUGUUUGGAGAAACUGCCUUUGCGAUUGUACAUGCCAGAUCCUAAGCAAAAAGCGGAGGAGCUCUACCAGAAGAGGGUUUUAACCAUCACAGGAAUCUGUGUUGCCUUGCUUGUGGUGGGCAUCGUCUGUGUGGUAGCUUACUGUAAAACCAAGAAACAAAGAAAACAAAUGCAUAACCACUUGCGACAGAACAUGUGUCCUGCUCAUCAAAACCGGAGCCUUGCCAACGGGCCAAGCCAUCCACGUUUGGAUCCUGAGGAAAUCCAAAUGGCUGAUUAUAUUUCUAAGAAUGUUUCUGCCACCGAGCACGUGAUCCGAAGGGAAACAGAGACAACCUUUUCAGGAAGUCACUCCUGCUCCCCGUCUCAUCACUGCUCCACAGCCACUCCAACGUCCAGCCAGAGACAUGAAAGCCACACCUGGAGCUUGGAGCGAACAGAGAGCCUGACUUCAGACUCCCAGUCUGGGAUAAUGCUGUCCUCGGUGGGAACCAGUAAAUGCAACAGCCCCGCGUGCGUGGAGGCGUGGGCGCGCCGCGGGGCCACCUUCUGCAUCGAGGAGCAGCGGCGGCCCACGACGCAGUACCGCGACUCGGUGGAUUCCCUGCGGGACUCGCCCCACAGCGAGAGGUACGUGUCGGCCCUGACCACACCAGCACGCCUGUCUCCCGUUGACUUCCACUACUCAAUGCCCACGCAGGUGCCCACCUUCGAGAUCACCUCCCCCAACUCGGCGCACGCCGUGUCCCUGCCGCCGGCGGCCCCCAUCAGCUUCCGCGUGGAGGAGCAGCAGCCCCUCCUGCGGCGGUACCAGCUCCCCUUCCAGGACACGCAGAGGUACGACAGCUACUACCAAAGGAAGACCUACCUAAACGACAGCAUGGGGAGCCUGCCCUCCAGCCCCUUCCGCAUCACAGAGGACGACGAGUACGAGACGACGCAGGAGUACGUCACAGCGCUAGAGCAGCCAAAGAAAACAGCCAGCAGCAACAGGCGGUGGAAAAAAUCCAAACUGAACGGGCACAUCCCUCACAGAGCCAGAGCCGUCCGGGACUCCUUCUCCUUGAGCAGCGCCUCUUACAGCGAGUCUGACGAGGAGCUGGUGGCCGAGAGCACCCCGUUCCUAAGCACUCAGAACAAUGAGGCGGCGCACACGGAGUCGCCGCCGCCGCACCGGCCGGGCGACAGCCGGACUCACCACACGUGCCGCGGCGGCCUGGCGCACGCGGCGCCCAAAGCGGACCCCGACCCUCUCUAGGCGCCCCCCGCGCCCGCAGCCGCGGCUCCGAGAGGAGGGAGGCCGAGGCGCGGCGGGGAAAACAAAAACAACAACCCACACACACACAAACACACAAAAAACCCCACACAAACCGCAGAACAAAAAAAAGGAACGCAAUGAAAAACAAAAAAAAAACAAAAAACAAAAAACAAAAAACAAAUAAAUAUUUUUAUUUUAUAUAAAAGAAGGGGGGGAAAAAACACCCCCCAAAAAAAUAUAACGAAUAAAAAUGUUUUAUUUUCAUUUUAGCAAAGUUGUCUUAUAAUAGCUAACGACAAUGACUUUUUUAUAGGGAAUCUCUAUUUAUAUGUAAUGUCUUGAUUUACAGCUUCCGAGAAAAAAAAGUAAAAAAAAAAAAAAAAAAAAAAAAAAAAGAAGAAGAAAAGAAAACAAACAAUAAAGUUAAAAAAAAAAGUGGGCCAAUUUUUGACUACUUAAAAAUAGAAAACAAAACUAUCGUGGUGCCUUUUGCUGUAUGCUAGUGCUGGGAUUCAUGCCGAGGAUUCUGUUUCAGUAGCAUUUUUAAGGUCAUAGAUUUUUGUUUGGGAGACAACCUGUCACAAGGGCGCUCUUCUGUUGGAAGAAAACAGCCUUGCCACUUUGCCCCGUUCCCUGCUAUUAAUGAUCUUAUUCUUUGAAGUAUUGUUUAAACACACUUUAAGGACAUGAGUGGGAGCAUUUCCAUUGUCAUGUCUAAUGAGGAUCUAUCUUGCCCUGUAAACUACUUGUAUUUUCGCUUAAAUCAGGAGAAAAAGAAACCCAACAGCACUGUGCUGAAAUGCAGAAAUAACGUUUCUUUUGCCACACAGGUAGGAAGAGAAAAUGAAAUCAUGCAGCAGCAGCAGCAACCCUUACAAUAUAGCUCUCAACCCUUGGCCAUCUCACCGGUGGGUCUGGAUGGGGUUGGCGCAGGUUUGUGGUGAGGCCAGGCAGACGCCCCUGUGCCCAGGGUGGGUCACACCUGUCCCGUACCCUCGAAUCCGGGUCGCUGAGCCAGCCCUGGUGGUGGCCCUGGCGGUGGUCCUGGCGGGCAGCUCCGUUCAGCCGCGGUGCCCGUGGCCGCGUGGCCGCCCCAGUGCCGUGCCGGCCGCGGCGUCCCCUUGGCUGAGCACUGCGGCGCCCUGGGGCUGCCGGAGCCGUGGUGGCCUGCGUGACACCCUCGGCCGGGGUGCCAGGGGACACCCAGGGGGUGGUCCCAUGGCACAGAUGGCCGCGUGUCACCCUGGCCACGGAGCCGGGCAGUGGCCGGCCGUGCUGCCCCAGCGGUCAGCAGGGCCCCGGGCGCUUUGGGCUCCUCUUGUGGCCCUGCCUUGGCGGGGCAGGCCCCGCGUGGGGCAGCCCAGCGAGCGGAUUCUCCCGUACGGCCGUGCCACGUGUUGCAAAGACAGUUGUCACCGUCACGUCCUGCCAUUGGUGACGGACGUCGCCUUCCCAACCCCGGAGCAGCUCUGGCCAUCGGCUCUGUGGCGCAAAGAGACAGUCCUGCGUGUCCAGGCGGCAGAGCAUCCCCCGUGGAAGUGCCCCCUCUCCUCAGUUCUCUGCAGCAAACCUGUUUACAUUGUAGCCUGACUUUUUUCUUUUUAUAUUUUUACUUCUGCAUGUCCUUUGCAUUUCAGAUACUGUAGAUUGGAUGCAUGGUGAAGCUGUGACUGAGAAGAUAAUACAACAAUUGACAGUGUAUUAUUUCAUUUAACUUUUAGCAAUAAAGUAACUAAACCCUC
Prinia subflava (tawny-flanked prinia) is the source of this 3674-nucleotide messenger RNA. It is a transcript of the gene NRG2, whose product is annotated as neuregulin 2. Gene Ontology annotation, biological process: nervous system development; animal organ development; intracellular signal transduction. Gene Ontology annotation, molecular function: signaling receptor binding. The transcript is spliced from 11 exons. The record is from RefSeq and is a predicted model, not a curated record. Bases 82 to 1932 code for a protein of 616 amino acids. Lineage: Eukaryota; Metazoa; Chordata; Aves; Passeriformes; Cisticolidae.